ACACAAUUUUAACUGGAAGUUAAUAUUAGAUCAUAUCUUUCGGUGUUUGCGCCAACGCCACCGUGUUAUCCAUAUUACAGUGGGUAGUAAGAGAGUUUACCCAAACCGACACCCCCCUCUCCUCUCUCUUUAAAGUGGUCUGCUCUGUCUUGCUGCCAUGUUGGAUGUACGCAUCGCCGCUGCAGCUGCAGGAGUUUCCGAAUGAAAGUUGAGCAUUUUUCCGAGUUUAAACACACCGCGAGCCCUUAAUUUCUGUAUUUAACACUAAACGGAGAAGUUACGGUUCUUUCUCGAGCAGAAGCAAGCCUGGAAAACACCCCCGUCCUCCUCCGCCCUCCAGCCGGGAGUCGGACUCAGCGGAGAUGAUCCGGUUGCAGGCCACAGCAACCGGAGCCCGCAUGGAUUUUCUGUAAUUAGUAGUGUUCGCUGAGUCCGUCCAGGGAUAACUGCAUCGUUUCGGGAUAGACUAGAAGAAUACGGAGCCAUGAACAGCCACCCGCAGCCCCGCAGGUCUGUUAACGUCGGCUCCAUCCUCCUGACCCCGCAGGAGAACGAGUGCCUGUUCGGCUACCUGGGCAGGAAAUGCGCCACUCUGUGUUCGGCGGUGGUCCAGGUGUAUGGCACAGACCGGAGCUGCAGCUGGGUGAAGAGGUGCUGUGGAGUGGCCUGUUUGGUCAAAGACAACCCACAGAGGUCCUACUUCAUCAGAGUGUUUGACAUCAAGGAAGGGAAAACCAUGUUUGAACAGGAACUGUACCACAACUUCUCCAUCAGCAGCUCCAGAUCUUACUUUAUCUCAUUUGCAGGAGAUACCUGUCAGAUCGGUCUGAACUUCGCCAGUGAAGAAGAGGCCAAAAGAUUCAGAGCUGCUAUCAAUGACCUGCUCAACCGACGACAACGUAAAACCGAGAAGAGAGGUGACCCUAGAAAUGGUCCAGCUCUGCACAUGGCCACAGUGGACAUCAAGAACCCGGAGAUCAACAACGUCCGAUUCCACAACUCCCACAGUCACCAGCAGCCGUACCACCUCAACAACAUGCUGAGCCACAGCGGGCUAACUCGGAAGGACAAGAAGACCAAAGGCAAGAAGAAGAAACUGACCAAGGCCGACAUUGGCACGCCCAGCAACUUCCAGCACAUUGGUCACGUGGGCUGGGAUCCGAACACAGGUUUUGAUCUGAACAACCUGGACCCUGAACUAAAGAACCUGUUCGACAUGUGUGGCAUCUCUGAGGCUCAACUGAAGGACAGAGAGACAUCCAAGGUCAUCUACGACUUCAUCGAGAAGAAGGGAGGCGUGGAGGCCGUCAAGAACGAGCUGAGGAGGCAGGCACCCCCUCCACCUCCUUCUCGUGGCGGUCCCCCUCCUCCCCCUCCGCCUCCCCACAGCUCGGCUCCACCCCCUCCUCCUCCUCCGCCCUCCAGAGGUGGCAGGGGAGCCCCUCCUCCCCCGCCUCCUUCCAGAGCCCCCGCCUCAGCACCUCCUCCUCCGCCUCCCUCCAGACCAGGAACUCUGGGUGCCCCACCUCCGCCACCUCCUCCCACCAGGGGAGGUCACCAGCCCCCUCCUCCUCCCCAUCAUCACCAUCACCAUCACCAGCCUCCCCCACCUCCUCCUCCUCCGUCACACUCCUCUAUGGCCCCCCAAGCCCCGCCCCCUCCACCUCCGCCGAUGGCCCAGCAGUCGCCAGUAAGCAGUGGCGGCGGCUCCGCUCCUCCUCCUCCUCCUCCGCCUCCACCUCCCCCUCCCGGCCCCCCUCCCCCUCCAGAGCUGGAUGGUGUUGGAGGAGGCGGAGACUCUCCUCAUUCGCCAACCCCUGGUGGGAAGUCGGCACUGCUGGACCAGAUCAGAGGAGGAACCCAGCUGAAGAAGGUGGAGCAGAACAACCGAGUGCCGGCCUCCGGCGUGGGAAGAGACGCCCUGCUGGACCAGAUCCGACAGGGAAUCCAGCUCAAGACCGUGUCAGAUAACCCAGAGUCCAACCCUUCAACGCCAGCUCCCACUGCAGGCAUCGUCGGCGCCCUUAUGGAGGUGAUGCAGAAGAGGAGCAAAGCCAUCCAUUCCUCAGACGAAGACGAGGAUGACGAAGAAGACGAGGACUUCGAAGACGAUGACGAGUGGGACGACUAGUGAAUAUGUCUUUCUUCAACCGUGGUCACGCCGCACCUACCGCUGACACUAAAAUAUCUUCCAGCAUCUGACUAAAAUUAUAAUGUAAAUGUUGUAUGAAUUGGCUGUAUAUUUAUUUUUGCCUUUCUGCUUUUUGUUUUUUAUGACUAUUAUCAUUAAUCUGUGCAAUACCUCAUCCGUUAAAUCUGUAGCGUCACACACCCUCAUCGUUAAAAGAAUACACUUUCGCCGGGACAUCCUGUCAUUAGAAAGCACUUAACACCGCCAUCAGCACAAUGUGGAGACACAGCCGGCUUCAUGUCAGUAUCAGUAAUCAAUAAUAUAAAACACUAGCUGCUCCACUGAGAAGAAUCGGAAUUGGAGUUUUCGUGUGCUCCUUUGGAAAUAUUUUUCUGUGUUCGUUUGUUCGCGUUUUCAUUCCUUGUUGAAGAAACUGAAAAGGGAGCUGACGUGCGACCAAACAGGCAGGAUCCUCUUUGUGUUAGACAGUGGUCGGUUUAAAUGCGAGAUAACACUAUUUUCUUACCGUGCUUCUUUUCGUACCUCCGAGUUUCCUAAUAAACAAUAGUUUAGUCGUGUUAUUUUUUUCAGAAAUCCUUUGACCAAAUUGCGGCGGCUCGGUCGUCUCAUGGAUUUCCAACUUUAAUUUUUUAUGACAUUAAAGCCGUUUAUUUGCACACAGUUUAUAUGAUAGUUCAGUUUUGUGUUUUUCAGAUGUGAGUUUUGUCAAAUAAUUUUGUAUUUUAUUUCAAGCAGGUUACAGUGACGAUGGACAGUUUUAGAAGCUAAAGGUUUUGCAAUAUCUUGACCUUUAAAUGGGACUACAAACAUGACUGACGAUGUUUCAGUUUGUGACUUCAUUUGGCUUAAUGCAAAAACACGUCUACUCACACAACACUGUGGCAUUUGUGAAAUUAUGGAAGUUUUGUUCUUAAUGUCUGGUUGGUUGUUUUUGUUGUGGCAUCAUUCUGUUAUUUCCUGCUGGAGGAAACAUCAGCAGCGCUCUGGUCAGUAUUUCACACAUAUAACACAUCACGCAAAGAAACUAAAAGAUUAAAAAUUAAUUCAUCCACUUCCGUCCUUCAGUUAACGAACUAUAAUUUUAUGCAAUGCGACUGUAAAUGCCUCCUUACGGAGAAUUAUAAAAAAAAAGCAAAUAAUGAACCAAAUGUGGCAUUUGCAAGCAGCUUGUGGGUUUUGCGAUGCCUGUAAUCCUCCGUCUGUAAACGGUGUAAAGAAAUAACCAACGCUCGUUUUAACUGUUCGUCUUAUAGUUUUUACCGUCCUCCAGCGAGGCUUAAUGCUGCAUCGAGAAGCCGAGAUACUGACAGAGAACCUGUGAAAAGGGGUUGGGGGGUGGCAGGGUUGGGAGCAAUGAGAAAACUAAAUUGUAUACUUAAAUAAAUGUUAAUAUUUACAGAGAAA
Molecule: messenger RNA, 3556 nt
Organism: Dicentrarchus labrax (European seabass)
Lineage: Eukaryota; Metazoa; Chordata; Actinopteri; Moronidae
Gene: wasla
Product: WASP like actin nucleation promoting factor a
Exons: 11
Coding region: 485-2131 (548 amino acids)
Biological process (GO): actin filament organization; regulation of Rho protein signal transduction
Molecular function (GO): small GTPase binding; actin binding
Source: RefSeq, a predicted model, not a curated record